Messenger RNA from Procambarus clarkii (red swamp crayfish), 2263 nucleotides. Its product is annotated as DNA replication complex GINS protein PSF1. Gene Ontology annotation, biological process: DNA replication; DNA strand elongation involved in mitotic DNA replication. The record is from RefSeq and is a predicted model, not a curated record. NCBI's taxonomy places the organism in Eukaryota, Metazoa, Arthropoda, Malacostraca, Decapoda, Cambaridae. Gene Ontology annotation, cellular component: GINS complex.
GUAACCAUUGUAAUAAUAAUAGAAGCGAGUAGAAACGUGACGGUAAAAUCAACACGAAAACCUUAACCAUCAUGCUUGGAGAGAAAGCUUUAGAGCUUAUUAAAGAGCUAGACAGAUCUAAAGAUGGCCAGUUACCAGCAUUUAAUGAGGACUCUAUUAGAAUGGUGCUAGAGGAGAUGACCACACUCUUCGAGCAAAAUCAGCGGGAUGUGAAUGCAACAGUAGCUGGUGAUGUUCGAUUCUUUUCUGGAGUUCAUUUACGCCAUGCUGCUCUAGAGAGAAAUAAAAGAUGUUUGUUGGCUUAUCUAUACAACAGGUUGGAGAGAGUUAAAGCCAUGCGAUGGGAAUUUGGUAGUAUUUUACCUGCUGAAAUUAGAGCCAAUAUAUGUGAACCUGAGAUUCAGUGGUUCAACAGAUACAACAAGAAUCUUGCAUUAUACAUGAGAUCACUGGGAGAAGGAACUGGAUUAGACCUUACACAAGACACUAAACCACCAAAGAAUUUGUAUGUUGAGGUGCGUUGCCUCAAGGAUUAUGGUGAAUUUGAGAUCGAAGAGGGAGACAUCGUUGUGCUUCAGAAAAACACAACCCACUACCUUCCCAUGUCUCACUGCCAGCAUCUUAUUCGGCAAGGCAUCCUUGAACAAGUGGAAUGAAGAUAGAAGAUAACUAUAAAAUAAAAUCAUGCUUUGAUGUAGACCAGUUGGCUUUGGUCACCUAUGAAAUGAGGAGACAAAGAGUCACAAUAACGUGGACGAAGAUAUGAUGACCAAACCACAAACCAAAAGAUGAAGAGACGACGACGUUUCAAUUCGUCCUGUACCAUUAUCAAGUCAAUUGUCAUUAUCACUAUCACAUUCCAUUAUCACAGUCGACUUGAUAAUGGUCCAGAACGGACCGAAACAGUGUCGUCUCUUCAUCCUCUGGUUUGUGGUUUGGUCAUCACUUAUGAAAUAAUCUUGAGGAAAGCAGAGGUAGAAGUGGUUCUUGUCCUCAUACAUUCUACAGGGACAUUUUAAGGUCUACUCUUUCUCAACCUUACAUUGUCUUUUUACAGACUGUUGAAUUUUUCUAUUAUUCAAAAUUUAUAUUAAAUAUUUCUUUUGUAUUAAUAACUCCUUUUUUUGGGGGUUUCACAAUUGUGUAUGUUUGAUGGCAAUCCACAGCUCAUUUACACACAUUUCUGAGGGCAAGCAAGUGGCAACUGUUUAAUAUAUGUUAUUGCCAAAUCAACAUUCAAUUGCUUAUGUCUUAUAUACUGUAGUUCCUUCAAAAAGGUAGCUGCAAUAUAAGGAAAAAGUUUUUGCAUGAAGUGCACUCAAAAGAUGUGUACAUUAAGAACAAGGCAAAAAAUUAAGAUACUUUAGAAAAUUUUGGUGAAUGGGAAUCAAUUGCUUAGAUUAAAAGCAUUUGAGUGGAUACUAAGAAUUUUACUUUUUAUACAAUUUUGAUAAGAGAAUAUACAAUUUUGCAAUGAAGAAGGGGAAAUGUUAUUGUCCUUCAUUUAGUUUCGUCUUUUCCACAUAGCCAACCAUGACAUAUCACCAUUAGUGUAUACAACCACUACUACACUCUCCACAUCCACUGCAACAACAUAUGACCACAUACAAACACAAUAUGCUAUCACUAUCAUUGCGUACUAACUCCACAGCUUACCACUAUCAUCACAUACCACUCCUUCCACCACAUACCACCCUUUCAUCAGAUAUUGCACAUGUCACUACUGCCACAAAACAAAAACCCGAUCAUAUAUUAUCACAUACCACCACAUAUGCUUAUUUUUUGUAUUUAUGACAUUUUACACAUUUUGAACAUACAUUUGGCUUGAUAGUUGUUUGAACAAUUUUGGGAGGGCACCUGAUGAUGGCUCCUCGUGCUUGCUACCUGGGAAGCUGCACCCAAUUCAAUCCACUCUCUCUCUUAAGGGGUGCGAGGAGCAGGGGAUCUGAGAGCACCCUAAUGAAGAAAAGGUAACCAGAAUGGUGGAUAAACCAAAACAUACAAGCAGCAAGGUAAACAAAAUAUAAAAAAGCAGCUCCUCCCUGUCUGGGUUUGCCCAAGCAGUGAGAAGGUGUUUGUAAGAUGCAGCUGUAUGAUGUCUCUUAGUUGGACUAUAUAAGCAGACUCAAAUACCUUGGCCUAGAGAUUCCACUGUAUGGCCACAUUGAAGUUAGACUGGCUCAUCUCUAUCUAUAAAUCUAUCAAUUUUUGUUUAACCUCUUGUAUGUAUGUACUUUACCUGAAUAAACAUUUGAAUUUUGAA